ACUGCAUUUAACUUUAUUCAUUUCUUUCCUUAAUUUCCUGUCUUGUCAGUUUCAUCCUGAUUACUUUUCUGUUCAAAGUUCUCAUGUUCAAAGUUUCUCAUAUCUCACCCAUUUUCUUUUUUUAAAAAAUUAUUUAAUAGGCUUUUUUCCCAUCCCAGGGCUCCUCCUUUGGGGCGUUUGAAUGCGGGAAGGUCCGCUUUUCUGCUCCGACUUUCCCUUCCAACCUGCGGUUCUCAACCUGCAGGGCAUCAGCAUCGCCCAGAGGCCUGGCUGAGCAGACUGGUAGACUCCGCCCUGGGAUGGCGCCGAGAAUGUUGGCGUCUAAUGGUUUCCCUGGAGAUGGGAAGCAUCAGCACUGGGUCUGAGGGCCACCCUUUGUAAACCGCUGACCGGGCCCUCUCUGCCGUACCUAGCACCGGGUUGCGCGUCUGGUCUACGACAGUGAUAGGUCAACACAUCCGUCCUCAUAGGUUUGUGGAGAAGAAGCUAGAGGAGGAGUCUGACCCCGACAGUGCACGGGGUCUGGAAGCAUCGGGCCUCCAGGUGUCCGGCGGGCGGUGGACACCAGGGGGCGCCAGGGAGCAGCCUCGGGGUCGUCCUGCCGGGCCCGUUUCCGGCUGCGCAGGCGCAGGAGGCCGCGAGCCCUGCCGGGGCCGCAGGGAAGUUCCUCGGCGACAUGGUCUUAUCCCAGGCUCGGGGCAUCCUACUCCAGAAAUAUGACUUUAAAAGAAAAAAGCCCAUCGGGUAUUGAGGAAAGAAAAAUAGAUCCUAUUUGCUGUGUGGCGAGUGGAUUGAAAAGGAGAGCGUAGGAGACCAUGUAGGAAACUGUUGCAGAAGCCCAGGAAAUUACAGAGGAUAACAACAUGGAGAUGAAGCCGCAGGAUGGUAGAAGGAGUCCCCCCCACAGGGAGGUGCCCCCAGUCGUGGGGCUGCUGCUGGCCAUGGCUGUCAUGAACGCGCUCCUCUACCUCUGCCUCGAUCACUUCUUCAUCGCCCCCCGGCGUUCCGCCCUGGACCCCCGGCACUGUCCCUAUGGCCACUUCAGAGUGGGGCAGAUGAACAACUGCUCAGCAUGGCUGUCCUGUGAGGAGCUGAGGACAGAAGUGAGGCAGCUGAAGCGUGUUGGGGAGGGAGCCGUGAAGAGAGUCUUUCUGUCUGAGUGGAAGGAACGCAAAGUCGCUCUCUCACGGCUCACCAGUCUGGAGAUGAAAGACGAUUUCCUCCACGGACUGCAGAUGCUGAAAUCUCUGCAGAGCAAACAUGUUGUCACGCUGCUUGGCUUCUGUGAAGAUGACAACACUAUUCUCACCGAGUAUCACCCCUUAGGGUCCUUGAGCAGCCUGGAAGCGACGCUCAACCUUUCCAAGUACCAAGCUGUGAACACCUGGCAGCAGCGGCUGCAGCUGGCCAUGGACUACGUGGGCAUCAUCCACUACCUGCACCACAGCCCCCUGGGCACGCGGGUCAUGUGCGACUCCAACGACCUGCCCAAGACGCUGUCCCAGUACCUGCUGACCAGUAACUUCAGCAUCGUGGUGAACGACCUGGACGCCCUGCCCCUGGUGAACCGCAGCGCCGGGGCGUUGGUGAAGUGCGGCCACAGGGAGCUUCACGGGGAUUUCGUGGCUCCGGAGCAGCUGUGGCCCUAUGGAGAGGACGUGCCUUUUCGUGACGAUCUCAUGCCCUCGUACGAUGAGAAGAUCGACAUCUGGAAGAUUCCCGAUGUCUCCAGUUUCCUUUUGGGGCACGUCGAAGGGAGCGACAUGGUCCGAUUCCAUUUGUUCGAUAUUCAUAAGGCCUGUAAGAGCCAGACUCCUGCAGAGAGGCCCACCGCACAGGCCAUUCUGGACACUUACCAGAAGGUUCUGAAUUCACUCAGAGACACCGUGACGUCUCAGACCAGAGAAAUGCUAUGAAGACUAGUGCGGUCAGUGAGGGGUGCGAGUUAAGGAACAGCAGUUCUGCUCUGACAGUGAGCUUGCUGCUGUUCAGCCAGGUGGCUCCUCCUGUGUACCCACGUGCACAUGUGAGCGGCUGCCUCUGCUGGCCACCGGGGCGGAAAUUGCUAAGCCAGAGCAACCGACGUGAUCUAAGUCUGGCUUCACUUCUAAUGCUGACUGCUCCCAGGAGAAGAUGCAGAGAAGCCGUGAAUCUGACCUGUAUCUGAAGGAAGUAACUACAGAAAGAUGUAGCUUCAAAGAGCCUUUCCCUGACCGAGUAACUGAGUUUGUAAGCUUGUAAGAAAGGUAGAUAGGGACGAUUUUUAAAUGGCAGUAUAUGAAAGAAGCAUAGAGUAGUUCUCCAAGGAAUUUUCUUUCCUCUGUUUUGGAUGGUAAUCAACAUACCAGGUCCUGGGAGUAUCCCUGGUCUGCUUCACUUUGUAUGGGUGGGGCCACCCUUACUGUUUUAAGUGAUUGUUCUGUGAAGCUCCAGUGCCAUCCUCCUCCCUAGGAGCUUAAGGAGAACUAUGAUGGCAUGCUCUUUGAAAUUUGUUUUUUAAUAUAUUUUUACAAGAGGCCCGGUGCACGAGUUUGUGUACAGGUGGGAUCUUGCCAGCCAGCCCCAAACGGGGUGGGUGCGGCCAAUUGGGGUUAGGACCAGGGGGAGGGGUCGCGGGCGGUUGGCUGGUUAACCCCACCCCCUGGUCAAACUUCUGGUUGAACGCCCAUCGAGGAGACAAUUUGCAUAUUAGCCUUUUAUUAUAUAGGAUUGAUUUCAAAGAGAGAGA
This is a messenger RNA of Myotis myotis, 2728 nucleotides long. It is a transcript of the gene POMK, whose product is annotated as protein O-mannose kinase. The transcript has 5 exons. Gene Ontology annotation, molecular function: carbohydrate kinase activity; ATP binding; protein kinase activity. Gene Ontology annotation, biological process: protein O-linked glycosylation; protein phosphorylation; carbohydrate phosphorylation. The coding region runs from base 864 to 1916 and encodes 350 amino acids. The record is from RefSeq and is a predicted model, not a curated record. Gene Ontology annotation, cellular component: endoplasmic reticulum membrane. Lineage: Eukaryota; Metazoa; Chordata; Mammalia; Chiroptera; Vespertilionidae.